AUGCGGCGACUCGAUGGAUACACAUCUGGCGCCCUUUUGGCCGCAUUUCUAGCAGUCGCCUCCUCACCCGCCGCAGCUUUUUACUUUCCAGGAACCGCGCCGACUUCGUACAAGACCGGAGACGCCGUGCCACUGUACGUCAAUCGCCUCACACCCGCCGACUCGCAAAACGACCCAAAGCUACGAUCCGUCUUCUCCUUCGACUAUUAUCAUCCGCCCUUCCACUUUUGCCGCGAAAGAGAUGGCCCCAAAGAAAUUCGCGAAAGCCUGGGGAGCAUCCUGUUCGGCGAUCGCAUACAGACGAGUCCCUUUGAGUUGAAAAUGGGCGUAAAUGAGACGUGCAAGCUCCUAUGUGAAGCCCCGUAUCCAGGCAAAGAUGCGGCCUUUGUGAAUAGCAGGAUAUACCAGGGCUACGAUUUCAAUUGGUUAAUAGACGGCCUACCCGCCGCACAGUCGUUGCGAGAACCGGGCUCCGACGAACCCUUCUACCAGCCUGGCUUUGCACUGGGCCUCGUGGACGAGGAUGUGCCUAUGCUCAACAACCACUACGACAUUCUCAUCGACUACCACGAGGCUUCGCCGGGCAACUUUCGCGUCGUGGGUGUGCUGGUCGAUCCAUACUCAAUGGCAGACUCGAGAAGGCAGGGCGAUAAUCAGGCUACAUGCACCGGUCAAACCCCCCUCGUUCUGAAAGAAAACGACGAAGACAAGAAUCUGGUCGUCUUCACGUACGGUGUGUACUGGAGACCUAGCCCUACUCCCUUUGCAACGCGAUGGGACAAGUACCUACACGUCUACGACCCUAAGAUCCACUGGUUCUCGCUCAUCAACUCGGCCGUCAUUGUUGUAUUCCUCGUCGGCAUGGUUAGCACCAUUCUCGUUCGCACACUCAAAAAGGACAUUGCGCGCUACAAUCGGCUGGACCAACUUGCGCUCGACGACUUUGGCGAAAGUGGCGAUGCGGACGAUACUGUCGAUGAUUCAGGAUGGAAGCUGGUACAUGGUGACGUUUUUAGACCACCGCAGAACCCGCUACUACUGUCCGUCUUGGUAGGCAAUGGGGUUCAGCUCUUUGCCAUGACGGCGUUGACUAUAGUGUUUGCGCUGCUCGGCUUUCUAUCCCCCAGCAACCGUGGCGCUCUCGGAACCGUCAUCAUCAUCUUCUACACAAUCUUUGGCUUCCUCGGAGGCUAUGCUUCCGCGCGCACGUACAAGUUUUUCCACGGCGAAUCUUGGAAGCUAUGCUUCUUCUACACCCCGGUCGCAUUGCCUGCCAUUGUCUUCGGUGUCUUCUUCCUCAUGAACCUGUUUGUCUGGGGUCGGGGCGCAUCCGGAGCUGUGCCCUUUUCCACGAUGCUAGUCGUCGUCAUCAUCUGGUUCGUCAUCUCCGUCCCGCUUAGUGUCGCGGGUUCCUGGCUAGGAUUCAAGCAAGCCAUCAUUGAACCACCCGUUCGCACAAACCAGAUUCCACGCCAAAUCCCGCCUGUGGGCGGCUACCUGCGCCCUCUACCUUCCAUGGCUCUGGCUGGUGUCCUCCCUUUUGGCGCCAUCUUCGUCGAACUUUACUUCAUCAUGAACUCAAUCUGGUUCUCAAAGGUCUACUACAUGUUCGGUUUCCUCUUCAUCUGUUUCGGACUCAUGAUUAUCACCUCUGCCGCUGUCACGGUGUUGAUGAUUUACUUUUUGCUUUGUGCCGAGAACUACCAUUGGCAGUGGCGCUCCUUCUUCACCGCCGGUGCGAGUGCUGCGUACGUCUUUGCUAGUUGCCUGUUGUACUGGGUCAAGGACGUUAGCUGGACAAGUUGGACGAGCGGAGUCGUGUAUCUGGGAUACUCGGCGCUGCUGAGUGCCCUGGUAUUUGUCCUCACUGGUACAAUUGGCUUCCUAGCUAGUUGGUAUUUUACGCUCAAGAUUUACAAGUCUAUCAAGGUCGACUAG
Molecule: messenger RNA, 1938 nt
Organism: Pyrenophora tritici-repentis Pt-1C-BFP
Lineage: Eukaryota; Fungi; Ascomycota; Dothideomycetes; Pleosporales; Pleosporaceae
Product: endosomal integral membrane protein (P24a)
Biological process (GO): protein localization to membrane; vacuolar transport
Cellular component (GO): fungal-type vacuole membrane; endosome
Source: RefSeq, a predicted model, not a curated record